Messenger RNA from Symbiodinium natans, 3879 nucleotides. Lineage: Eukaryota; Dinophyceae; Suessiales; Symbiodiniaceae. The record is from the annotation of a GenBank genome assembly.
AUGGAUGAGGAGAAAGCAGGUCUUUCUGCCAUGGCAGACAGCGGCACCACUGGCACCGACCAGGAUGUGUUUGAUCUGGAAGUGGAUCUGGAAGUGCCUGACGAGGCCCAUGCCAGUGGCCUAACGCUGAAGCAGGUCAGCAGCUUCAUGGCAAGAAUGGAGCUGACAGACCCCAGCAUGCUCCGUGCAGUGUGCUGCCAUGAUCUUUUGGGCGGCUUUGGGCGAGUCUUGAGAGAAAGGGACAAGUCGGCCUACAGACUUAGCAAGCCAGUGCCCAGCAUUGGCUCUUUCAUAUCGCACAGCUGGCAGAGUUCGAUGCUUCUCAAGAUCUUGCUCCUCAUGCUCCUACACAAUGGCGCGCCUGCAGCGACAGCUGGGACCCUGGCUGCAACGGUUGCGACGGUCUUUUCGGCCUCAGACCUUCUGCCUGGGUACGUGAGAUAUUCUUCGGAAUUCCAACAGGAGUACGAGUAUGCCCCGUGGUGCCUAGCUGCAGGUCUUCUAGUAGCUCUGCUGACCUUUCUCUUCUGGCGGCCAAAACGCAAAGUCUUCGUGGACUUCGUCUGCAUCGAUCAGAGAACUGACGAGGCAAAAUGUCUGGGGAUCGCGAAUGUGGGUGCCGUCCUGAAGAACUCGACGUCCUUGUUGGUGCUGUAUGACAGCAGCAUCAUCAAAAGGCUUUGGUGUCUAUACGAGAUGGGUGCAUUCAUGAAAAGCCACGAGCAUCUUCCAGAGGAGGCUCUGACCAUGCGGCCUGUUUUCCUUGCACCAUUGCUGUCAGGAAUGAUUCUGUGCUUCAUCUUUGUAGCUCUUCUGCCCUUAGUUAAUCAGAGCAGUCCGUUGACCAUGGCACUCUACGCCGUCUUGAUGGUUGCCCCACCCAUUGUCUUCGCCGUCCAGAUCAAGACCUACGCCUCGUCCGUUGAGGCCAUGCGCUCGGAGCUAAAAAGCUUUGUCAUGCAGAACGCGACAUGCUCAUGCUGCGAAAGCAAUCUCUGUGGGGAAGCCGGUCUGUGCGACAGGAAGCUCUUGACAGACUGCGUGCAACAGUGGUUUGGCAGUAUCGAGGAGUUUGAAGCCUGUGUUCGCUCCAGAGUGUCUCAGUCGUUGCAGAGCCACUUGGGCCAGCUGCCCCUGACAUAUUCCAUGGUGCUCUGUGCUUCCACGCCCUUCCUUUGGUACAGGAUGGGCGUUCUUGCCGGCAUCCUCCUUGUAGGCGAUCUUUCGCAGGCUCUGGCUCAUGGCUGUCGUACCUUGCAGUGGUGGCUCUUGGUCAUCCCCAUGUUGUUUACUGCUGCGAUCGACAUGGCACACUUGCUUCGCCGACGCCGUUGCAACAAUUGCUGGGAUGCCAUGGUCAUCGUGCUGACCUUCUCCCUGGUAGUCGUGGCGGGCCUAGGAAUGACCGUCCUCGGGGGACACCUGUUGCCAUCCGUGAUUCCGAACCCCGUCCAUGGCAACAUCAUUUCAAUGACAUGCACGAUGGCGGUGGCAGUCUUGUACUAUUGCCUCCGACCCUUCAUCAAAGAUCGGUUUUCAGGGGUCAGCAGUGAUCAGAAGUUAGAUCGCGACGCAGAACUGUUCGAGUCUGAAGGUGCGAGCAGAACCACGAGACCAAAGAUCCGCCCACUGGGGGAGCUUUGGGAAGCUCAGGGCCAGAAGUCGCUGAGUACCCAAGCAUCGGGAUUGGAGGUUGCAAAUGCUGGCGGUUACGUGGUGUUGAAGGGGUUUGCGGCCUCUCUUUUGCCCUGCCUUGCCCAGAACCAGGUCCUUCCUGCAAAGAAGGUGGCUACCAUGGCAAGUCGAAGCACGCAAAAGAACUCGAGGGAGCUGCGUGUUGUUCUGGCGUCCGCCGCAUGGGCAGAUGAGCGGGAUCCGUUAGACUGGGAAGAUGACAAGUUCCCGAAGAUGGCGGAGCGGCCGGCCAUUUCCUCAGAAGAGACUGCGGGGUACCAUUUUGGCAUCUGCGCCCUGGAGAACGUCACACAGAACGAUUGGGAGGUGUUCGUUGCGGUGCAGCGCACCCAGCCAGAGUGUGUUCCCUGGGGUCUGAGACGGGAAACAAGCGCCUUGGCAGCAGCCUUUAGUGUCUUGUCGCCGUACUUCAAAGCUGAUGAAGCACAGUUUGACCAGUUCAAGAACCGGCUUCAUGGGAACUUCCAGUACACCAAGGGCUACAAAGUCAGGGCUGGCACCCGCAAGAAGUUCUCGCGCAUGGGAAUGGAGCAGGUCUACAGCAAGGCACGCCUUGGAGCCCAAACUCAUCCGAACCUGUUGGCUCAGUUCGUGACGAUGGACGUGUGGACGGUCAGCAAGCUGCAGUUCAACACCUUGCUGGGCACGGCGCGGCAGAGCCAUGCACUAGCUGUCAAAGUUCGAGGUUUCAUAGGACAGGUCUACCAGCACAUCGGCAUCAAAGCUGCUGGCCAGGCCCAGCAGCAAAAGGGAGCUGCUACGGAGGAGGAAACGCAGAAGAAAGGAUUCCAAAUCGGCAACGUCUUCGUGCAGUGCCUUUGUUCCGAGAUCAUGCGCUUUGACAUCGCGUUGAACAACUGGCAGUUUCUUCCGAAGCCGGAGCUGAAGGACAACACCACGAAGAAGAAGCUGCGCCUUGGAAUUCCGACCGGUCCCAAGAAAGGCAACGACACCUUCGAGACCGAGCCCUCCGAUCCCCCGAUCUACAGUUGGGCUCGCGGUGGGAUGUUCAUCUACAAGGGGACCAAGGAGAGCCUGAACAACGAGGUCUUGACAAUCGAAGUCCUCGGCCAGAAAGGCGGCCAGUGGGCGCCGCAGGGCAAGGCCUUGGUCGGCCUCAGGGGUGCAAUCGACUACCCGAUCGCGGUCGGCGUCGUGAAGAUCCUUACGACGGCGAAGAACGACUAUGUGCAAGGGGCUGAGCCUGGUUUGCUUGCAAGCUCGGGAAAAUGGGGGCCUUGGAUCAACGUGCUCUCCAGUCUUUUGAAAGUCUCGGGGCAUAUGCCUCGGCAUUUCCGCGCGUACGGGGCAAGAAUGAGGGAGCUGACCAUGUACUACUUGGUGGCGAGUGUACAACACCUGGUCGUCACGGUGAAUGGAGCGGAUGGCUUGCCCGUCGCAGAUCCCGACUAUGGCUCCUCCAACCCGUUCGUGCGUGUGAAGUACGACGGCACCGUGGAACAGAGUCCGGUGGUCAUGGCUUCGCUGGCCCCGUGCUGGAAUCACACCUUCUACAUACCGGUUCGGUUCAUCGAUCCGUGCAUCUACAAGGACAAGGCUUACAAGAAGAACAUCUUCCCGGAGGAGAUGGUUAUUCAAGCCUUGAAUACCAUGGGGGGCAUCCAGGGCGCCAUGCACGUGCUGCGGCUCUCCAGCUACGCCAUGGGAUCGAGCUCCGGGGUGGCUCCAGUGAGCGGCGACCGGUGGCUGCGGAUGCUGGCAGGUCCCAUCCAGCAGCUUGUGCGGGCCUACUGCCCAGACCUCUGGCGGUGGGUGGAUGAGACCAGCGUGCCCGCCCACGCCCUGAGCCUGCACCGUGCCGGGCGGACCUUUGGGGUUAUCCAAGGCCUCGCCUUGUCUUCCCUGGACAACUUGGAGGAUCAGGCCUUCCUGGCAACCACUGCGCGGCACCUGCAGGAGCUAACAGAGCGGAUACUGGAUUUGAUGCAGGCCGAAUCCGAGCAUUCAGAGGACGCCAGGCCCAAAUUCGAGGACACGGGGACAGACCUAGGCGAGAACGUCACAGAGGAAAAGCUGCUGCUGACAAUCUUGGAGACGAGCUCCAAAAUGAUCUUCGGGGGCAUCCGGGACACUGGGGAGUCGCUGCGCCAGGUCCAUUGUCUGGCCCUGUCUUUGGGACGGUGCUGCAGAGAAGAACUUUCCUGCAGUUCGCCCCAUACGUAG